AUGGUGUGCCCGUUGGCAAGUUUGGACUUGGGUUUAUUUACGAAAGUGACAGGAUGUGCCGCCAAGUGCAACACGGUCCCAACGUGUAGAAGUUUCUUUUAUAACAAGCAGAAGCAAUUUUGCAAAGGAUCAGAGGUAUUUCUUUCCUCAACGGAUGGAUGCGAAGUUAUGCAUGGUACAGCUUAUUACCAAACAAGAGAUGUCUCUACUUCGACUUCUACGACCACGUCAACUACUACAGCUUCUACGACAACCACAGCGUCUACAACCACAACAACCCCUACAAUCACAACAAAGCCCACAGCCACAACAACGUCUACAUCCACUACCACGCCCACAACCACAAUAACGUAUACAACCACAACAACUCCCACAAUGCCUACGACAACUACCACGCCUACAACCACAACAACGUCAACAACCACAACAACACAAACAACCACAACAACCCCCACAACCACAAUAUCGCCAACAACCACAACAAAGUCUACAACCACAACAACGUCUGCGACAACUUCCACGACCUCAACGUCAAUGACAACUACAGUCCCACAGAGUCAGUAUGGCAGCGCGUGUACAACGAGUGCGAAUUGUUCAAUGUCUGCCGGCAUGUGUCUUUCAGGCAACUGUUCGUGUCAAGCCGGCUACAGACACGACCCUUCAUCCGACUCAUGUGUUACAGGCCGGGGCUGCUGUGACUCAGAGUUUAAGGUUGCUGACUUCAAAUCACUUGCCUCUCACUGA
Molecule: messenger RNA, 744 nt
Organism: Mercenaria mercenaria
Lineage: Eukaryota; Metazoa; Mollusca; Bivalvia; Venerida; Veneridae
Product: integumentary mucin C.1-like
Exons: 3
Coding region: 1-744 (247 amino acids)
Source: RefSeq, a predicted model, not a curated record